Molecule: messenger RNA, 1416 nt
Organism: Jatropha curcas
Lineage: Eukaryota; Viridiplantae; Streptophyta; Magnoliopsida; Malpighiales; Euphorbiaceae
Product: perakine reductase
Cellular component (GO): cytoplasm
Source: RefSeq, a predicted model, not a curated record
GAUAAAUAUUAAGUUAUGCAUUCAAUUAUUUUUUUUCUCUCAGAACCUUAGAAACAAAGUUCUCCAUUCCCGAUCCAAUCUGGAGUGCGAUUAAAAUAUGAUGAUUAGUAAGAGGUAACAGAUGGUCCCUACCAUAAGAAAACAAAUGAAAAGUUGGUGGGAAGGGAAAUUUAAUACAUAAUUAUAAAUAUUAUAUAGUGAUGGGAACUUUUACACUCAAAUUAUUAUUUCUUGUAAUUGCAUCUUCAGCUAAGUUCUGUUUGUAUGUUUUUCACCAUGGAAGAGAAGUCGAAGAUCCAAAUCCCAAGAGUGAAGCUGGGAAGUCAGGGACUGGAGGUUUCUGUACUGGGUUUCGGGUGUGCUGGACUCUCAGGAAUAUAUAAUCCACCGCUCCCACAUGAAGUUGGAUGUGAAUUUAUGAAGGAAGUUUUUUCCAAAGGCAUCACCUUUUUUGACACAUCUGAUCUAUACGGAGAUGAUCAUGACAAUGAAAUCAUGGUUGGGAAGGCUUUAAAGCAGCUUCCUCGAGAAAAAAUUCAGUUAGCAACAAAAUUUGGCAUUAAAAGGUUCAAUGGACUAGAAUUUGCAGUGAACGGUACUCCAGAAUAUGUGAGGCAAUGCUGUGAAGCUAGUCUAAAGCGGCUAAACAUGGAUUAUAUUGAUUUAUACUAUCAGCAUCGGAUUGACACAUCAGUGCCAAUAGAGGAUACUAUGGGGGAGCUGAAGAAGUUAGUAGUGGAGGGAAAGAUAAAGUACGUUGGUUUAUCUGAAGCUAGUGUAGACACUAUUAGGAGGGCACAUGCUGUUCAUCCCAUAACUGCUGUAGAAAUGGAGUACUCAUUGUGGAGUCGUGAGAUUGAAAAUGAUAUUGUUCCAGUCUGUAGAGAGCUUGGUAUUGGGAUAGUAGCAUACAGCCCUCUCGGUCGAGGAUUCUUUGCUGGAAAGGCAGUCGUGGAGAGCUUGCCUAAAAAGAGUAUAUUGGCUUUGCAUCCAAGAUUUACUGGAGAGAAUUUAGAGAGAAAUAAGCCUAUAUAUGCUCGUCUCGCGGACCUAGCUGAAAAGCAUGCCUGCACUCCAGCUCAAUUAGCUCUGGCAUGGCUUCUCCACCAGGGACAAGACAUAGUUCCAAUUCCUGGAACAACUAAGUUGAAGAAUCUUGAAAACAACAUUGGGUCAUUGACAGUGAAGCUAACAGAAGAAGAUUUAAAAGAAAUUUGUGAUGCUGUACCAAUUGAAGAAGUAGGAGGUUCGAGAGAACUCCAGAUGUUCUCUAGUUAUACGUAUAACCUUGCUAAUACCCCACCAAAAUAACUCCAAAUUAAAGAAACAGAGAGACUGUUUUCUGUAAUAUUAAUAAAAUUUAAGUUGUGCAUUUUGUGAAAAUAAUGAAUAGUUUUCUUCUAUUUGAAGUUGCCA